This is a messenger RNA of Helicoverpa zea (corn earworm), 1209 nucleotides long. RefSeq names its product odorant receptor 49a-like (gene Or-56). NCBI's taxonomy places the organism in Eukaryota, Metazoa, Arthropoda, Insecta, Lepidoptera, Noctuidae. The transcript has 5 exons. Bases 1 to 1209 code for a protein of 402 amino acids. Gene Ontology annotation, molecular function: odorant binding; olfactory receptor activity. Gene Ontology annotation, biological process: sensory perception of smell; detection of chemical stimulus involved in sensory perception of smell. Gene Ontology annotation, cellular component: plasma membrane. The record is from RefSeq and is a predicted model, not a curated record.
AUGUUGAAAAAUAUUCUCCAGAAAUUGGAGAACCCGAAGCGGCCAUUACUAGGCCCUAAUGUGAAGGCAUUAAAAUUUUGGGGAUUGUUACUCCCAAAAAAUGUCCUGAUGAAAUAUUUUUACUUGCUAAUGCAUGUUUUAGUUACAAUCUUUACUGCUACGGAGUACAUUGAUGUAUGGUUUGUAAAAUCAGAUAUGAAUCUGCUUCUAAACAAUUUGAAGAUUACAAUGCUGGCUACGGUAAGCGUGACCAAAGUGACUACAUUUCUGUGCUGGCAAAAAUAUUGGAUCAGCAUCAUUGAAUACGCUACAAGAGCGGACUUAAAUCAAAGAUUGACAACAGACAAGCAAAAACUGGAACUUCUAGCUACAUUUACAAAAUACUGCAGAAAGAUCACAUAUUUAUAUUGGUCAUUAAUGUAUACGACGGUCAUCAUAGUAAUGGUACAGCCGAUUUUCAAGUAUGUUUCCUCUGAGAAUUACAGAACAAGCGUUAAAAAUGGGACGGACACGUACUUACAAGUCGUCAGUUCAUGGGUACCUUUUGACAAGAAUACUAUGGUAGGGUACCUCCUAGCUUCGGUAUUCCAGAGCUAUGCUGCAAUCUAUGGAGGAGGUUGGAUCACCUCUUUUGAUACAAACUCCAUGGUAAUCAUGGUGUUUUUUAGAGUGGAGUUAGAAUUGCUAAGGCUUGACGCUAAGGAUAUUUUUGGAACGGAAUCGUCGAAGGUACAUCAUGAAGUCGCUUUGAAAAGGUUGAAGAAUUGUCAUAGAAGACAUGUUGAGUUGGUCAAGUUUGCCCGUCUAUUCGACUCUUGUCUAUCGCCAAUAAUGUUGCUAUACAUGUUCGUUUGUUCUGUGAUGUUGUGCGUUACUGCUUAUCAAAUAACUAUUGAAACUAGUCCAAUGCAAAGAUUCUUGACAACGGAAUAUUUAGUGUUUGGAGUCGCUCAGCUUUUCAUAUAUUGCUGGCACAGCAAUGAUGUGUUAUUUGCUAGCGCAGACCUAAUGCGGGGUCCAUACGAGAGCAUAUGGUGGACUAGAAGCGUGAGGUACCGUAAGGACCUGUACCUACUAGCUGCACAGUUCAACAAGACCGUCGUGUUCUCCGCCGGACCCUUUACUAAGCUCACUGUGGCUACUUUUAUAAGCAUCCUGAAAGGUGCCUACAGUUAUUACACGCUUCUCAGUCAGUCUCAGAUGAAAUAA